GGCGGCGGCGGCGGCUGCGGCAGCCGCGGGCCGGGCGUGAGCGGGGCGGUGCGGUGCGGGGGCGGACGAGGCGGUACCGCCAGGUUGCGGCAUGGAUUACCCGGAGCCCGGCUCGCCGCAGGGCACCUGGGACCUGCCCGGCGAAGGUACCGGCUACUACGAGCGACCUACACACGGAGAGGAGGAAGAGGCGGCGAACCAAGGCUUGCAGCAUCCCAUCGCCCGCCCCUCUCGCCUACCCCAGCAGCGCUCCGCGCCGCUGCUCCGCGCCACGCUUUCCACGUCCUCCUCCGAGGGGGAACCGGAGGCGGUCGCUCUGCUGCGGGAACCCAGCUUGAGCGACGAGGCCGCCGGCGGCGGUAGCGGUGACUUCGACUCGGCCGAAUCCGGCGCCUCGCUGCGCUACUCCACGGGCACGGGCGGCGAGGGCAGCGAGGGUGAGGGAGCGGGGCUGGCGAGCAGCGAGAGCGGCGGCAGCGGCUUCUCGCUGGCGGAGAGGAGGCGACCGGGCGGCGGCCGGCCCCGCUAUGAAGUGGUGCGGGAGCUGGGAGCCGAGGAGGUGCGCUGGUUUUACCGAGAAGACAGGAAAACCUGGAAGCCCUUUAUCGGUUACGACUCGUUACGGAUCGAGUUGGCCUACCGCGCCCUCGGAGAGCAGCGGGAAGGCGAGGCGGCGGCGGUGGAGCCGGUGUGCGUGCGGAGCGGGCUCUACGAGGUGGACGUGGUCAACGCGGAAAGCUACCCCGUCUACUGGAACCAAACAGAAAAGAUCCCUGUAAUGCGUGGACAGUGGUUUAUUGAUGGUACCUGGCAACCUCUGGAAGAAGAGGAAAGCAACUUAAUAGAACAGGAGCAUCUCAACCGCUUCAAAGGCCAGCAACUGCAGGAGAGCUUUGAUAUGGAAGUAUCAAAACCUGUUGAUGGGAAGGAGGCUAUUCAUAGUCUGAAGUUGAGUCGCAACCAUGUGGACUGGCACAGUGUGGAUGAAGUGUAUCUUUACAGUGAUGCAACCACAUCUAAAAUUGCAAGAACUGUUACACAGAAGUUGGGGUUUUCCAAAGCUUCAAGUAGUGGGACAAGGCUACAUAGAGGCUAUGUAGAAGAAGCUACGUUAGAGGACAAGCCACCACAAACUAGUCACAUUGUGUUUGUGGUGCAUGGUAUUGGGCAGAAAAUGGACCAAGGAAGGAUCAUCAAAAAUACAGCUAUGAUGCGAGAUACCGCACGAAAAAUAGAAGAAAAAUAUUUUUCCAAUCUUGCAACGCAUGUUGAAUUUCUCCCAGUUGAAUGGAGGUCAAAACUCACCCUUGAUGGAGACACUGUGGACUCCAUUACCCCAGAUAAAGUCCGAGGUUUAAGGGAUAUGCUGAACAGCAGCGCGAUGGAUAUCAUGUAUUAUACAAGUCCUCUUUACAGAGAUGAACUGGUGAAAGGGCUGCAGCAGGAGCUGAACCGGCUGUACACGCUCUUCUGCUCCCGGAAUCCUGAGUUCGAGGAGAAAGGAGGGAAAGUCUCCAUUGUGUCCCACUCCUUGGGCUGCGUCAUCACCUACGACAUCAUGACUGGUUGGAACCCAGUCAGGCUUUAUGAACAGUUGCUGCAGAAGGAAGAGGAGGAGCUUGAAGACCGUUGGAUGAGCUAUGAGGAGCAACGUUUGCUUGAAGAGCUUUAUGUAACUAAACAACGGUUGAGAGAAAUUGAAGAGAGGUUAUAUGGGUUAAAGGCAUCCACCAUAUCAAAACCACCUGUCUUAAAAUUUAAGGUUGAGAAUUUCUUCUGCAUGGGAUCUCCGCUAGCAGUGUUUUUGGCACUGCGCGGCAUCCGUCCGGGGAACAGUGGCAGUCAAGACCACAUUCUGCCCAGGACAAUUUGUAACCGCUUGCUGAAUAUUUUUCAUCCAACAGAUCCAGUGGCCUAUAGGUUAGAACCUUUAAUUCUGAAACACUACAGCAACAUUUCGCCUGUCCAGAUCCACUGGUACAACACUGCAAACCCUCUACCUUACGAGCAUAUGAAGCCAAGUUUCCUCAACCCAACAAAAGAAACUACCUCAGUUACAGAGAGCGAGAGCGUUUCGGCUGUACCAAGCCCAACUACUUCUCCAGUCAUGGUUCGACGGCACUAUGGGGAGUCUAUAACAAACAUAGGCAAAGCAAGUAUAUUAGGAGCUGCGAGCAUCGGGAAGGGCCUCGGUGGGAUGCUUUUCUCCAGGUUUGGAAGGUCUAGCACAACCACCCCACAGACACUGGAGACAGGAAAAGAUGGAGCUGAGGGAGAUGACAAAAAGGCCACAGCUGCUGGGUCACCGCCUUUACCACACAGCAGCUCGGGGUUUCUUGAACCCACAGUGGAACUGGAGCACAGGAUUGAUUUUGAGCUCAGGGAAGGUCUUGUGGAGAGCAGAUACUGGUCUGCCGUCACAUCGCACACUGCCUACUGGUCAUCUCUAGACAUCGCGCUUUUCCUCCUCACCUUCAUGUACAAACAGGACCAAGAAGAGCCUGACAAAUCCAAUUUGGACUUGAGCUGAAUUGUUGGCUGGGGCUGGGGAAGAAGGUUUUAAAGCAAAUGGCACAAACCCAGAUGGUUUACUGUUGAACUGCAGUAAUGUAUGGCAUGGAGGUUUCAGGUUUAAGUGCAUGUUUGGGUGUGGGGUUUUUUUCCUAUUUCUGAAAAGCAGAACUGAAUUUGUAUUUUGAAGCACUUUAUAGUUUUAAACAUUACUUUUU
Molecule: messenger RNA, 2729 nt
Organism: Dryobates pubescens (Downy woodpecker)
Lineage: Eukaryota; Metazoa; Chordata; Aves; Piciformes; Picidae
Gene: DDHD1
Product: DDHD domain containing 1
Exons: 12
Coding region: 92-2530 (812 amino acids)
Cellular component (GO): cytoplasm
Molecular function (GO): glycerophospholipase activity; metal ion binding
Source: RefSeq, a predicted model, not a curated record